Messenger RNA from Schistosoma guineensis, 421 nucleotides. Lineage: Eukaryota; Metazoa; Platyhelminthes; Trematoda; Strigeidida; Schistosomatidae. The record is from the annotation of a GenBank genome assembly.
GCAUGAGGGUGGGACAAGCACUGUUAGAAUGGAUCCCCGUUAACAGUCGUCUAUGUGUUGUUCGGCUAAACGGUUCCGCAAGAACUCAAAAGGAUAGGGACACACGUCGUUGCCUUUUCGUCGUUUCUGCCUACGCUCCCACUGACCGCAACCUGGAUGAAAUGAAAGGCGACUUUUACAGAAAGCUUUCUGAACUUCUUCAAAAAGCUAAAUGCUCGAACAUAGUACUUCUAGCAGACGACUUUAAUGCUCAAGUAGGUAGGUUAAACCAAGCAGAAAGACAUUUAGGUGGGUAUUCUGGUAUUCCAGAUCAGAGAACAGAUAAUGUUGACCGUCUGCUGCAACUGUGUUCAGACGGUCGUUUAUUUCUAACAAGCACUGAUUUUAUGCAUAAGGAGACUUGAGUGAUGGUCCAUUCAUG